AUGGAAUCUAAACACUUAAGCCAAGACGAGUUUUUCGCUAAGCUUGGCGAGCUCUUCGCCCAAAGAAAAGGCGCAAGCCAUGGAGCGGUCUAUUUGACUCAAAAGCGUUGUGAGUAUCAGCCUCUUCUAACGCUGGGGGUAGAAAGCGAUGGUGUAGAUGGUAAUGAUGCCAUGGCUGAUCGACAUGUCGGGAACUCCAUGCCAGUCAUAAUUAGAGCAUCAAAUGGCAAAUCAAAGAGAAAUAGAUCUGAUAAGAUAAAGAUAUCAACGGUCGUCCAACCUGAUGACCUUGGCGGCUUUUACGCCAGAUAUGCCGAUGUUUGCAAAUCUGGGAUGACUGCACUGAGGCCCAGAGAUCGAAGCAAGAAGAAAGCUAAAGCAAGGAAGAAGAAAACUGUAUCUUGA
This is a messenger RNA of Pochonia chlamydosporia 170, 405 nucleotides long. Its product is annotated as signal recognition particle domain-containing protein. The record is from RefSeq and is a predicted model, not a curated record. The transcript is spliced from 3 exons. Gene Ontology annotation, biological process: SRP-dependent cotranslational protein targeting to membrane. Gene Ontology annotation, cellular component: signal recognition particle, endoplasmic reticulum targeting. Lineage: Eukaryota; Fungi; Ascomycota; Sordariomycetes; Hypocreales; Clavicipitaceae. The coding region runs from base 1 to 405 and encodes 134 amino acids. Gene Ontology annotation, molecular function: 7S RNA binding; endoplasmic reticulum signal sequence receptor activity.